Penicillium egyptiacum is the source of this 336-nucleotide messenger RNA. The record is from the annotation of a GenBank genome assembly. Lineage: Eukaryota; Fungi; Ascomycota; Eurotiomycetes; Eurotiales; Aspergillaceae.
AUGGCAUCAGUUGCUUACUACGAGCUUUACCGUGGCAGCAGCCUCGGGUUAUCCCUCACCGAUACCCUCGACGACCUGAUCAAUGAAGGCCGUAUUGAGCCGCAGCUGGCGAUGAAGAUCCUCGGGACCUUUGACAAGAUUGUGACUGAAGUCUUGGCGGACAAAGUCCGGGCCAGACUGACCUUCAAGGGCCACCUAGACACCUACCGAUUCUGCGACGAAGUCUGGACCUUCCUGAUCAAGGAUGUCACGUUCAAGCUGGACAACCAGACGACUGUGUCCGCGGACAAGGUGAAGAUCGUGAGCUGCAACAGCAAGCGGCCUGGUGAGGUGUAA